Molecule: messenger RNA, 735 nt
Organism: Benincasa hispida (wax gourd)
Lineage: Eukaryota; Viridiplantae; Streptophyta; Magnoliopsida; Cucurbitales; Cucurbitaceae
Product: protein C2-DOMAIN ABA-RELATED 4-like
Source: RefSeq, a predicted model, not a curated record
AUAAAAAAUUCACAUUGGAAUUGUCAAUUGUCAUUGAGGGUGAAGAAGGAUAUCCAAAGAAGGAAAGGGAAAUCCAUAACCCACAGAAAAAGAAGAAAACAGAGUUUAAAAGCUUCUUCUUGGAGAAUCUCUCUGAUUUGGAGAAAAAUUAAAAGGGGGAGUUUGAAAAUGGAGAAUUUAAUGGGUUUGCUCAGAGUCCAUGUGUUUAGAGGUGUUAAUCUUGCUGUAAGAGAUGUUGUUAGCAGUGAUCCUUAUGUUAUUUUCAAGAUGGGCAAACAGAAAUUGAAGACUCGAGUAGUGAAGCAAAAUAUCAACCCAGAGUGGAAUGAAGAUCUAACUCUAUCAAUCCAAGAUCCAAAUCUUCCGGUCAACGUGUUGGUAUAUGACAAGGACUUGUUCUCGCUCGACGACAAGAUGGGGGAUGCGGAGUUCGACGUUCGACCUUUCGUGGAAGCAGUCAAGAUGAGAUUGAACAAUCUCCCAAAUGGAACCAUCAUAAGAAAGAUUCAACCAAGUAGGGAAAAUUGUUUGUCUGAAGAAAGUUGUAUAGUUUGGGCAGAUGGAAAAGUUAUUCAGAAAAUGUUUCUAAGGCUAAGAAAUGUUGAGUCUGGUGAAAUUGAGCUACAGUUGCAAUGGAUUGAUAUUCCUGGCUCUAGGGGACUGUAGAUAUAAAAAAAUUAAAAAUAAUUAAAUAAUAAUAUAUUUUAUGAAAUGGGAUUUCUUUUUGGACUUUUA